Messenger RNA from Acaulospora morrowiae, 158 nucleotides. NCBI's taxonomy places the organism in Eukaryota, Fungi, Glomeromycota, Glomeromycetes, Diversisporales, Acaulosporaceae. The record is from the annotation of a GenBank genome assembly.
UCAAACAUAUAACCUCAUUAUUUCAGCCAAUAGUAACAAAAUCACGUUCCGUUAACCAGGUGACCGCCAGCGAUGAUAUUCGAAGAAGAGGCCAAGGCUCUCGAAACCCCACCAAAACGUUCAUUCUUGUCAUACCUCAAUCUGGAAUGAAGUCUUAA